AUGCCGGUAAAGAAACGGAAGUCGUAUUCCGCACGUUACUAUGCUUCCCUUGCUCAGAACAUCGCUGAGAACGGUUUUGUCGUUAUGCCUUGCUCUUGGUGCGCGUCUCAAGGUCUUGUCUGUAAAAUGAUCGCGUAUAUAAAGCGUUACGAGGCCUGUGUUUGUCGAGGUCGUUCUUACGAUGGCUCUAGCAUCUUGCUUUCUUCCUGAUCGUAUUCUCUAGGAGCAGCGUCGUAUUAAGGAUGUUAAACGUCGUGCUGAACUUGAGCUAGAUAAAUCCUAAUGCCGUCUGGAAGAAGCCUAGCGCGAGUUGUCUGAAAAGCUUGUACGGCUCUAGUGUCUUCGUCAGUAGAAGGAGUUUUUAGUAGAGAAAGGUGCCAAUAUGGUGGCACGUAGUCUAUCGACCUUAGACGAGUUAGAGGCGAUUAAGCGGUAAGAGUGGCAAGAGGCGCCUACUAUGCCUUCGUCAGAGAUUAAUGAUGCCGCCAAUGCUGUCGACUGGGGCGUCGUCUUUGAUUCUGUCCCAGGUUUUCCUUUAGUCGAUCUAGAUUCUGCCGGUGGAACUGUUCCAGUUUCUUAGGGCAAUUCAGGUUCUUGACUAGUUCCUAUAAGUUGUCUUCUGGUCCAAAAUCAAGCCAUUUGACUAGGUACUGCAGUUCCCUGUUGAUAAUGCGUGAAUCCAGAAUUUCUUCGACGUCC
Messenger RNA from Thermothelomyces thermophilus ATCC 42464, 699 nucleotides. RefSeq lists its product as uncharacterized. The record is from RefSeq and is a predicted model, not a curated record. Lineage: Eukaryota; Fungi; Ascomycota; Sordariomycetes; Sordariales; Chaetomiaceae. Bases 1 to 210 code for a protein of 69 amino acids. The transcript has 2 exons.